Daucus carota subsp. sativus is the source of this 1508-nucleotide messenger RNA. RefSeq names its product methylsterol monooxygenase 1-1. Gene Ontology annotation, molecular function: iron ion binding; C-4 methylsterol oxidase activity. The transcript has 5 exons. The coding region runs from base 180 to 1094 and encodes 304 amino acids. NCBI's taxonomy places the organism in Eukaryota, Viridiplantae, Streptophyta, Magnoliopsida, Apiales, Apiaceae. Gene Ontology annotation, cellular component: endoplasmic reticulum membrane. Gene Ontology annotation, biological process: sterol biosynthetic process. The record is from RefSeq and is a predicted model, not a curated record.
AUGUCAAAAAAAAAAGGUGGAGAAGUACUAAUUGGAUUCAUUCAACGAGUAUAGCAUAAAUAAUCACACAUCACACACACAUCCACGCUGUCAUCUACACACUGACGCACACUAGUGUUUGUAAUUACUCUCCACAUCAAUCUCACUCCACAUCAUCUUCUCCGGUCACUCCGCCGGCGAUGCUGCCGUACACCACCGUCUCCGCGGCGGAAUCCGCCCUCGGCAGAACCCUAACCACGGCGGAGACACUCUGGCUCAAUCACACAGCGAACAAAUCGGAUUACUUGCUAUACUGUUACAAUAUUCUAUUCCUGUUCAUUAUAUUCUCGCUAUGUCCUUUAUAUUACGUGUUAAUUGAAUAUUUGUUCGGAAAUAGUGUUGGUGUUUAUAAGAUUCAGCCGAAAGUGCAACUUUCGUUUGGGGAGAAGAUGAAGUGUUAUCGAGAUGUGAUGAGGAUGUUCGUGCUGGUUGUCGGUCCGCUGCAGCUCGUUUCGUAUCCUUCGAUUCAAAUGAUUGGAAUAAGGACAAGUUUGCCCUUACCUUCAAUUUAUGAGAUUGUUGCACAAUUGACUGUAUAUUUUGUUGUGGAGGAUUAUACAAAUUAUUGGAUCCAUAGAUUUCUGCACUGUAAAUGGGGGUAUGAGAAGAUUCACAAGGUUCACCAUGAAUAUACUGCUCCUAUCGCGUUUGCAGCUCCAUAUGCGCAUUGGGCUGAGGUGUUGAUUCUAGGGAUUCCAUCAGCUCUUGGACCAGCAAUGGUUCCGGGGCAUAUGAUUACUUUCUGGUUGUGGAUUGCGUUGAGACAGAUGGAGGCUAUUGAGACUCAUAGUGGGUACGAUAUUCCUUGGAAUCCCACAAAAUUCAUUCCCUUUUAUGGUGGUGCGGACCACCAUGACUAUCAUCAUUAUGUUGGUGGGCAAAGUCACAGCAACUUUGCUUCAGUGUUCACAUACUGUGAUUACAUCUAUGGAACAGACAAGGGCUACCGGUAUCAAAAGAGACUUCUUCAGCAGUUGAAAGAGGGAACAAGGAACAAUGAAGGAAAGAAUCAAGGCUUACAGAAUUUCCUCGGUCAAAAUCCUAAAGCUGAGUAGUUCUCGUGACGUGGGAAUCCUUCUCCAGAAGGUUGUUAUUUAGCAUGCUUCUCAAGCACUAUCACAUAGCAUGUAGGAUUUAUAGGAUAUUUCCUGUUGCUUCUUUGUGCUGGUUACUAGUCAGGUAUGUAGAGUUGUAGGCAUUGUAUUUUCUAGUUCUGGUGACGAUGAGCUCGGGGUUCUUUGUAUCUUGAGUUGUAGUUCUGCCCAACCCCUUGAGCACAUUGCACAUAUGCCUACUGAGGUGUGGCAUGAGGAUUCCUAGAAUAUCACGUUUCUCUGGGUUGUGAACUGAGCCUUUCAUUUUUAGCUGAACUCGAAUCUCAGUAGAGGCCCAAUGCUUCUUUUUCGUUGUACAGGCCCAAAUAUGAGGUUUCCAUCUAUAUUUAUUACUCAUUCCGUCAUUCCAAAUUA